Quercus robur (English oak) is the source of this 1575-nucleotide messenger RNA. RefSeq lists its product as uncharacterized. Gene Ontology annotation, molecular function: protein dimerization activity. The transcript has 4 exons. The record is from RefSeq and is a predicted model, not a curated record. Bases 1 to 1575 code for a protein of 524 amino acids. Lineage: Eukaryota; Viridiplantae; Streptophyta; Magnoliopsida; Fagales; Fagaceae.
AUGCAAGAUUCAUCUCCUGUGCAAGAUUCAUUUCCUAUGCAAGAUUCAACUUCAUCUUCUAAGCGAAUUCGUGUUGACUUUGACUUAGAAAAUCUUCCUUCAGAUCCUGGGCUACGACAAAAGAUAUCAUCUUAUCAUCCUAAUAAUCAUGAUGAAAUAAGAAGACAUUAUUUAACAAAAGGCCCUUGUCAACCUGUUCUUCAUGAUUUCCCUGUAUCAUAUUUUUCUGAAAAGCCCUAUCGAUUUAGAUCCGAUUGGUAUAUGGGUAGAAGGUGGUUGGAAUAUAGUAUAGAGAAGGAUGCAGCAUUUUGUUUUUAUUGCUACCUAUUUGGGCGGCAAGAUGUUGGUAAGCAAGGAGGAGGUGAGACUUUUGUAACAAAGGGAUUCAAACUUUGGAAUCAAGUUGCGAAGUUAGAUUCCCAUGUUGGAGGAGUUAAUAGUGCUCACAGCCAAGCUGUCCAGAAGGCUUUUCAUGGUCACGAUGAAUCUCAAGGUUCAAGUGAUAAAGGAAAUUUUCUUGAGCUUGUACAAUUUUUGGAGGAUCACAAUGAAUCUAUCAAUGAAGUGUUGCAAAUAGUUCCGAAAAAUUGCAUGCUUACCCACCCGGAUAUUCAAAAAAACAUUGUGAAUGCAAUUGCACGUGAAACAUCUGAAGCCAUCAUCAAGGAUCUUGACAAUGGGUUCUUUUCAAUAUUAGUUGAUGAGUCACGUGAUAUCUCAGUGAAAGAACAAAUGUCCCUCGUUCUUCGUUAUGUGAACAAAAAAGGAAUUAUUAUAGAGCGGUUCCUUGGUAUUGUACAUGUUGCAAUAACUGUUGUUGGAGGCUCUUGUAAGAGACGAGAUGCUUUUCGAGAUGCACAAUUUGCCAAAAUUAAAGAAGAUUUAGAGAAUGGUGUACGUAGAAGUGGGCAAGGUUUGAAUCAAGAGACGAAUCUUAAACGCCCUGGUGAUACACUUUGGGGAUCAUAUUAUGGGACUAUUCUGAACUUGAUUUUGAUGUUCUCUGCUGUUGUUGAUGUACUUGAAAUUAUUGAAGAAGAUGGCCUGUCCAACCCAAAAGUUGAAGCUCGAUCUAUUAUGAGUGGGAGGUCGCGACGCAACACUCAACAAAAGACAAAUUUACAUUAUUAUCGUGUUGAGCUAUUCUACACAGUCAUAGAUAUGCAACUUCAAGAGCUUAACAACCGUUUUUCUGAGGCGAAUACCGAUUUGCUACUUUGUAUGGCUUGCUUGAAUCCAAGUAAUUCAUUUGUGGCUUUUGAUAAGGAAAAGUUGUUACGUCUAGCUAAGUUCUAUCCCUCUGAUUUUCUUAGGACAAAUAUUUUGGCACUUGACUCUCAAUUGCAAAAUUACAUUUUUGAUAUGCACAGCAACGACUUCUUUUUAGAGCUUCAAGGAAUUAGUGAACUUGCUGAAAAGUUAGUGAGCACAAGGAAGCAUGAGACUUAUCCCUUAGUCUAUUUGCUUGUGAAGUUAGCUUUGACCCUUCCAGUUGCUACUGCAACAGUAGAAAGAAGUUUUUCAGCAAUGAAAUAUAUAAAGAAUGAACUGCGCAAUCAAAUGGGAGAUCAGUGA